AUGUCCAAACAGCCACAGGAAAUGUACCAGCGAAAAUUUAACAUAUCUAUCCUCAGUCCCAACCUUGACCAGUUCUGGGUUGACACGAGGCUCUUCCUCGAACAAUCAGGUUACAGAUUACCCCCCAAGUUCGAUCCCGCGUGGGUACCAAAAAAUGCGAUCGAAGAGCGACAAGCUUUAGCUCGAUUUCCGCGAGAUUUCCUUACAUCUGCGGUACGACUGAUUCUAUUCUCGUCACCACCUCUCUCCCUUGAUCCACGAAAUCAUUGCAUUCCUAUCCUUGACGUCGUGAAACAUGGCGACCACGCAAUCCUUGUGCUCCCGGUAUUACGACUCUUCUGGGAUCCUCCUUUCGAUACCGUAGGAGAAGUGAUCGAAUGCUUUAGACAAAUAUUUGAGGGCAUCCAGUUCAUGCACCAACAUUUCGUCGCACACCGGGAUUGCACGCUCAUGAACAUCAUGCUGGAUCCCACAAAGAUGUAUCCAAAAGGUUUUAAUCCUGAACGACCUUACAUGAAGGUUGACCGUAGUGGUCACGUUUCGCCAAGUUGCACGCGAACUGCGUGCUGGCCACGGUAUUACCUCAUCGACUUUGGACAUGCCCGUCGAUACGAUCCAGCAGAUGGUAUCCCUAAUGAGGCGAUCAUUCGGGGAGGAGACAAAACGGCACCUGAACAUUGCCACCCUGAUCCGUCAUUAGCGUGCAAUCCGUUUCCUACUGACAUAUAUUACCUUGGAAAUCUGCUCAGGGAGUAUUUCCUAGAUACAAAGGAACACUGCAAUCCUACCAGAAUAGGACUGGACUUUUUACGGCCGCUCGUAGAAGACAUGGUGAAGGAGAAUCCUUCUGAACGGCCUACCAUAGAUGAUGUGGUAAUACGGUUUGACGCGCUGGUGAAAUCACUUUCUUUUUGGCGUCUCCAAGCCGUGACUCAACUGGGAAAUCAACCACUCUCAUUUCCUUUCGCGUAUUUUGUUCGCCGCUUAAAAUUCGCUCUCAUGUUUAGAUCUCCGUUACAGAAGAUUGCUGCUCCGCCUUCUCGGGUCUUGCCUGCUAUGCAGGACUUUUAUACUGGGAAUCGAUAG
Guyanagaster necrorhizus is the source of this 1086-nucleotide messenger RNA. RefSeq lists its product as uncharacterized. Gene Ontology annotation, molecular function: ATP binding; protein kinase activity. The record is from RefSeq and is a predicted model, not a curated record. The transcript has 6 exons. Gene Ontology annotation, biological process: protein phosphorylation. NCBI's taxonomy places the organism in Eukaryota, Fungi, Basidiomycota, Agaricomycetes, Agaricales, Physalacriaceae. The coding region runs from base 1 to 1086 and encodes 361 amino acids.